Molecule: messenger RNA, 1232 nt
Organism: Poeciliopsis prolifica (blackstripe livebearer)
Lineage: Eukaryota; Metazoa; Chordata; Actinopteri; Cyprinodontiformes; Poeciliidae
Gene: nubpl
Product: nucleotide binding protein-like
Exons: 11
Coding region: 2-1072 (356 amino acids)
Biological process (GO): iron-sulfur cluster assembly; mitochondrial respiratory chain complex I assembly
Cellular component (GO): mitochondrion
Molecular function (GO): 4 iron, 4 sulfur cluster binding; ATP-dependent FeS chaperone activity; ATP binding
Source: RefSeq, a predicted model, not a curated record
CAUGGGAACUAUGCGCAAACCUGCUGCGCAGAAAGCUUCGGAGCUAAACAUGAUUCUGUUCACAUACUCCAGACUGUCCCAUAUUCUGAGGACAUCAGGCAAAACUUCAGCAUUCCGAAACGGGACCGAGAUAAAACACGGAGCAGGUUGCUGUGGGCAGCUGAAAAGAUUCCAGGGGAUACAGUCAAAUGGGUCGAUGAACAAAAGAGGUCUGCAGGAUAGGCAGAAGCAGCAAAUGGCCAGAGGUCUUCCUAAGCAGAAGCCCAUCGAAGACGUCAAACAGGUGAUUGUUGUUGCUUCAGGGAAAGGCGGCGUGGGAAAGUCGACAACAGCAGUGAACUUGGCUCUUGGAUUAAUGGUCAUUGACAAGGUCAGGUUAAUGGAGCUGAUCCUUCUCUCUCAGUCUAAGUCCGUUGGUCUGUUGGAUGCUGACAUCUAUGGGCCCUCCAUUCCCAAACUCAUGAACUUGAAAGGAAACCCAGAGCUCAACGAUGAUAAUCGAAUGAUUCCUCUUAUCAACUAUGGUGUCCCAUGUAUGUCAAUGGGCUUCCUGGUGCAGGAUGCAUCCCCGGUAGUUUGGAGGGGACUGAUGGUAAUGUCUGCUGUAGAGCGCUUGCUCAGACAGGUAGAAUGGGGCUCUCUGGACUACUUGGUGGUAGACAUGCCUCCCGGGACUGGAGACGUCCAGUUGUCCAUCACUCAGAACAUUCCCAUUGCAGGGGCAGUCAUCGUUUCAACACCACAAGAUGUUGCUCUACUAGACGCUCGCAGGGGAGCCGAGAUGUUUAGAAAACUUAACGUGCCGGUUCUGGGUCUGGUUCAGAACAUGAGUGUCUUCCAGUGUCCCAACUGUCAUCAUCAUACCCACAUCUUUGGAUCCAACGGGGCAAGGCAACUUGCUGAGACGAUCAGUGUCAAGUUUUUGGGUGACGUCCCUCUUCACCUAAACAUCAGAGAGACUUCGGACAAAGGACAACCCAUAGUCAUCUCUUCUCCUGACAGCCCAGAGGCUGAGGCUUACAGGAAGGUGGCAUCUGCUGUGAUCCAGAGCCUAGAGGAACAUACCAAAUGACUAAAAACUUCUUUAUCUCUUUGUUUCUUUGAUUUUUUUUUCACUCUUUCUUUUUGUUUGUUCUUUCGCCAUUUUUGUGCUUUCAUAGACCUCUGUGAUGUUGAAAAAUCUGAAACUGUAUAACUGCCAAUGAAUAUUUAAAUAAAAUCUUAAAAGCUUA